Molecule: messenger RNA, 4163 nt
Organism: Trifolium pratense (red clover)
Lineage: Eukaryota; Viridiplantae; Streptophyta; Magnoliopsida; Fabales; Fabaceae
Product: 2-oxoglutarate dehydrogenase, mitochondrial
Exons: 8
Coding region: 790-3861 (1023 amino acids)
Biological process (GO): tricarboxylic acid cycle
Cellular component (GO): mitochondrion; oxoglutarate dehydrogenase complex
Molecular function (GO): thiamine pyrophosphate binding; oxoglutarate dehydrogenase (succinyl-transferring) activity
Source: RefSeq, a predicted model, not a curated record
AAGAAUUGAAUUUGAAAUGGUGAGUUCUAGAAAAUGGAUUUGGGACCCACCAAAAAAGGAAGAGAAGAGAAAAGAUGCAUGAAAUGAACAACACAAGAAAGAAAGAGCAUCACAUCACAUUCACAUCAUCAUUCAGUGUUUUCUGGAAACUAAAAAUAAUCCAUCCAUCUGGCAUUUGAAACUUGAAACCACCACCAUUCCUUCCCUGAAUCAACAACCACAUCGUAUCAGGUUCUUCUUUAUUCUCGAAUUCUAUUCUAUUCCUUUUUCUUAACAUUUUAUGGCAUGAAAAAAAACUUGACAUUUCUUUGACUAUAUUUGUUUUUUAUUUUUAUUUGUGGAUAAGUGGGAGUGGGAUGACCGGGAUUCGAACCCGGGCUCUGCAUAUAUAAUGUAAUGUCCUCAGCUAAGUUUAGCUCAGGGGACUUGACUAUAUUUGUUUAGUUUAGAGUGAAUCGCAAGUUAGUUAGUGCCUCAAAUCAAACUCACGUAGUCCUGUGUUGGUGCCAUUUCCGUUUAACUGUUUCACUACUCUUGUCUUUGUGUCUUCAACAAAAUACUGGUAUAUGUUUAUAGUGCCAUUUUGAUAUCAAUUUCUCUACUCAAUUUUGAUUUUUAAAUUUUACUCAAAAAAACUAAUUUCAUUUAUCAGCAAUGAAUUUGGUUUUAUGUGCUUAUUGAUAGGGAAAGAGUGACGUGUAGCGAUAAAGGCAGUGUUUGAGGUGGAUACAUUACAAUCAUUGAGAAACUGGUGAUAUUUGUUAUUGUCCUGACUCCUCGGUGAGAGCCAUGGGAUGGUAUAGAGCUGUUUCCGGCAUAGCCAAACAUUCAAUUAGGAGAAACCUCUAUCAAGGUGGAUUGUCGUGUUAUGAGACACGGAUCAAAGUCCUUCCAUCGACAAAUAGAAACUUUCAGACAACAGUUUUCAAAUCCAAAGCACAAUCUGCACCUGUACCUCGCCCCGUGCCCCUUUCCAGGCUAACUGACAAUUUCUUAGAUGGGACGAGCAGUGUCUAUUUGGAGGAGCUUCAAAGAGCUUGGGAAGCUGAUCCAAAUAGUGUAGAUGAGUCUUGGGACAAUUUCUUUAGGAACUUUGUAGGUCAGGCUUCCACCUCCCCGGGAAUUUCCGGUCAAACAAUUCAGGAGAGUAUGCGUUUGCUGUUACUGGUGAGAGCAUACCAGGUUAAUGGUCACAUGAAAGCCAAGCUAGAUCCUUUAGGUCUUGAAGAACGUAAAAUCCCCGAUGAGUUAAACCUGGGUCUUUAUGGGUUCACUGAGGCUGAUCUGGAUAGAGAAUUCUUUUUGGGGGUGUGGAAUAUGUCAGGGUUUUUGUCUGAGAAUCGUCCGGUGCAGACUCUUAGGUCCAUUUUGACACGGCUGGAGCAAUCUUAUUGUGGAAGCAUUGGGUAUGAGUAUAUGCAUAUACCGGAUCGUGACAAAUGUAAUUGGCUUAGAGAGAAGAUUGAAACCCCUGCAACCACACAAUUUAGUCGGGAGCGUCGUGAGGUUAUUUUUGAUAGGCUUGCUUGGAGUACACUUUUUGAAAACUUCUUGGCUACCAAGUGGACAUCAGCAAAAAGGUUUGGGCUUGAAGGGGGAGAGACUCUUAUUCCUGGAAUGAAAGAAAUGUUUGACCGAGCAUCUGAUCUUGGGGUAGAGAGCAUAGUUAUGGGAAUGGCACAUCGAGGAAGAUUGAAUGUUUUGGGCAAUGUAGUUCGGAAGCCACUUCGUCAGAUAUUUUGUGAGUUUAGUGGUGGUGUUCAACCAGAGGAUGAAACCGGGCUCUACACAGGAACAGGCGAUGUUAAAUAUCACUUAGGAACUUCUUAUGAUCGCCCGACCAGGGGUGGGAGGAGAAUACAUUUGUCUUUGGUGGCAAAUCCUAGUCACUUGGAAGCAGUCAAUCCACUUGUUGUUGGAAAAACUAGAGCAAAGCAGUAUUACUCAAAUGAUGUGGAAAGAAUGAAAAACAUGGGUGUUUUGAUUCACGGUGAUGGUAGUUUUGCCGGACAAGGUAUAGUCUAUGAAACUCUUCAUCUUAGCGCUCUUCCAAAUUAUACUACAGGUGGAACUAUACACAUUGUGCUGAACAAUCAAGUUGCGUUUACAACCGAUCCAAAGUCGGGAAGAUCUUCGCAAUAUUCCACUGAUGUUGCUAAAGCCUUAAAUGCUCCCAUCUUUCACGUGAAUGGGGAUGACGUGGAAGCAGUUGUUCACGUAUGUGAACUUGCUGCUGAAUGGCGUCAAACUUUCCAUUCAGAUGUGGUUGUUGAUUUAGUAUGUUACCGUCGAUUUGGCCACAAUGAGAUUGAUGAACCUUCUUUCACACAGCCUAAAAUGUAUAAGGUCAUCCGAAAGCAUCCAUCAGCCCUUGAGAUUUAUCAGAAGAAGCUUUUAGAAUUAGGGGAGUUAACUAACGAAGACGUUGAUAAGAUACAGAAGAAGGUCACAUCAAUUCUAAAUGAUGAAUUUUUGGCCAGCAAAGAUUAUGUUCCAACAAGAAGAGAUUGGCUUUCAGCAUAUUGGUCUGGUUUCAAGUCACCUGAACAGCUUUCACGUAUCCGGAACACUGGAGUGAAACCAGAUAUUUUGAAACAUGUUGGGAAGGAAAUCACAGUCUUACCUGAAAAUUUUAAUCCUCAUAAAGCAGUGAAGAGGAUUUAUGAACAACGUGCCCAAAUGAUCGAAACGGGGGAAGAUAUUGACUGGGGUUUUGCAGAGGCACUUGCUUUCGCCACAUUGAUAGUUGAAGGUAACCAUGUUCGUUUAAGUGGCCAGGACGUUGAAAGGGGAACAUUUAGUCAUCGUCAUGCUGUAGUUCAUGAUCAGACAACCGGGGAUAAAUAUUGCCCCCUUGACCAUGUGACAAUGAACCAAAAUGAAGAGAUGUUUACUGUUAGCAAUAGCUCGCUUUCUGAGUUUGGUGUUCUUGGAUUUGAACUUGGUUACUCAAUGGAAAAUCCUAAUUCAUUAGUGAUCUGGGAGGCACAAUUUGGCGAUUUUGCUAAUGGUGCUCAAGUCAUAUUUGACAAUUUCUUGAGUUGUGGCGAGUCUAAGUGGCUUCGUCAGGCUGGGCUUGUUGUGUUACUUCCACAUGGUUAUGACGGCCAGGGACCAGAACAUUCAAGUGGGAGAUUGGAACGCUUUCUUCAGAUGGCUGAUGACCAUCCUUAUAUUAUUCCUGAGAUGGAUCCUACUCUUCGAAAACAAAUUCAAGAAUGUAAUUGGCAGAUUGUGAAUGUUACAACUCCAGCAAAUUUUUUCCAUGUUUUACGGCGGCAGAUACAUAGAGAGUUCCGUAAACCUCUCAUUGUAAUGUCCCCUAAGAACCUGCUUCGCAGUAAGGUUUGUAGAUCAAAUUUAUCUGAGUUUGAUGAUGUACAAGGACACCCCGGUUUUGACAAACAGGGAACCAGAUUUAAGCGCCUCAUAAAAGACCAAAAUUACCACUCAAAUGUUGAGGAGGGUAUCCGACGUCUAAUUCUCUGUUCUGGAAAGGUUUACUACGAACUUGAUGAUCAACGUACAAAGGUAGAUGCAAAAGAUGUUGCAAUAUGUAGGGUGGAACAACUUUGUCCUUUCCCUUAUGACCUUGUCCAGCGAGAGCUUAAACGAUAUCCAAAUGCGGAGGUUGUUUGGUGUCAAGAAGAGCCGAUGAACAUGGGUGGCUACACUUAUGUUUUACCACGGCUUAUAACUUCCAUGAAAUCUUUAGGUAGGGGAGGCUAUGAUAAUAUCAAAUAUGUCGGUCGCGCUCCCUCUGCAGCCACAGCGACUGGUUUCCUCAAGGUUCACUACAAAGAGCAGACUGAGCUAGUUGAGAAAGCCCUUCAAAGUGAACCAAUCAAUUUCCCUUACUAAGAUUCUGCAUAUACAUCAUUCCUUUUGAGAAGUGAAGCACUUGAUUUGUUCACCCAUUGAGCUAUAGUUGGAGGGCAACUAAAAAUUCACAUUUUUUAUACAAUAUAGUUUUAAUUACAUCUUGAAUAAUUUUGUGGCUUGUGCUUGAGGGCUUUAAAAUAGUGUAGCACAUAGAACGGUCAAUACCCCCCCUCCAAUAAAUUAAGACAGUUGCCAUAGUUAUGAAAUUUUAUCCUGAUUUACUAUAGGUUUGGACCUAUUGGCUAUUGGUAUAAAAAUUUCCAUGCCCCUUGGUAUAAGAA